Messenger RNA from Manis pentadactyla (Chinese pangolin), 3463 nucleotides. It is a transcript of the gene TIMM10B, whose product is annotated as translocase of inner mitochondrial membrane 10B. The coding region runs from base 119 to 427 and encodes 102 amino acids. Lineage: Eukaryota; Metazoa; Chordata; Mammalia; Pholidota; Manidae. The record is from RefSeq and is a predicted model, not a curated record. Gene Ontology annotation, cellular component: mitochondrial intermembrane space chaperone complex. The transcript has 3 exons.
AGCGGGGGAAGGGCAAUCCUCGAGCCAACCCCUCAGUCCCGGGGGAGCGAAAUUACUUCCGGGGUGGUACCAAGAAGCCGUAGCAGCGGAAGUGACGUAAGCGCGCGCCGGUGGCGGAAUGGAGGCCCAGCAACCGCACCAGCAGCUGAGGAACUUGCGGGACUUCCUGUUGGUCUACAAUCGGAUGACGGAACUCUGUUUCCAACGCUGCGUGCCCAGCCUGCUCCACCGAGCUCUGGAUGCUGAGGAGGAGGCCUGUCUGCAUAGCUGCGCUGGGAAACUGAUCCAUUCCAACCACCGCCUCAUGGCCGCUUACGUGCAGCUCAUGCCUGCCCUGGUACACCGCCGCAUCGCAGAUUACGAGGCUGCCUCCGCCGGCCCAGGUGUUACUGCUGAACAGACUGGAACUUCGGCACCAGGCAGCUAGCCAUACCCAGCCCCAGGAAGGGAGGCCCCGGAUGGACCCUCAGAUUGAAGGAGCCCGGGGACCUUGAGCUGCGUGCAGCCUGUAGAAAGUAAGGGUUGCUUGAGAGCAGGGUACUGUUGCUCCUUUUUCUGGAGCCAUUAAAACCCGCUUUUAUUCAGUUUGGUGUAUAUUCUGGGCAGGGAAGCUUUGCCCAUCUUACUGGCUCUAUCCUUUAUCUUGUCAUUUAGUGCAUUUCCUGGCUUUAAUCCUGACAGUGGAGAAAUUGCCUUAUAUGUGUAGAAGGAACACCUCAGCACUCCUAGGCAACUGAUUAAAGCAAGGUCGGUGGGUACAAUUUUAAGUUUGGUAAUAGCAACAGGAAGUUGUUUCCUGCCCAGGUGACAGAGAAAAUGGGGGCUCUGUCUAGCUGUCCUUUGCUUAAAUCUGACUUAUGUAGCUCACUUGUGAGCCAGGUAUGCUUUCAUUCAUAAGUAUUCUUUCAUGGACUGUGUUUUACAAGGAGGAGGUUCUGUCAUUUAAGGGAAGGAGGAGAUACCUACAACAGAUCAAGAAAUCACAGGGCUUUUUGACGCCAUUUCCUAGAAAAUCAGUAGUCCCAGAGAUGAAACCUGUAGGAAUUCUGGGAUACUCUGGAACUUCAACCAUUUCCCCAAGUUGUUACUAUCUUACUAUUUUCUGUCUUCCCAGGAUAAGCAGUAAAUUCUUUAAAAAAAGAAAGUAUGUAUGCUUGUUUCAGGGACAGUUGGGAAAAAUUGGGGGUCCAUAUUCUGCAGUAGUCAGACUUGAGGGAGAGAAACCAAAGGGAGCAGUAGAUGGUGGUGAUUAUGGAAAACAGGUAUCAGGAAAAAUCUUUGGACUUCUGUAAUGUUACUCUUGAUGUCUCACUGCUUGUCUAUAACCUUCUAAUUCCAGCUUUUUCAUUCUCUACCCCACAUUAUUCCCGCUGAGCCUGUUUUGUUAUUUCUAAUUCCAGUCCAUUCUUUCUCCAUUUUUGCAUCUUAUUUACUGAUCAUAUUCCUUCUGCUUUGUUUAUUGAACCAUUCCUUCACUACCGUUCUUUGGUUUUAUUGGAGCUUUCAGGCCAUUGCUUCUAUCUUCUCUCCAUUAAUACCUUCCUGUCUUUAGAUUCCUAUCCAGCUUAAAUUCUAAUCAUUAUCUUGGAAUAGGCUAAAUUUCCUUGUCUCUCAUCUCUUUGUUAGACUCUUAGAUAAAAUGAAACAUUAGUGCCUACAUUUGGACAUCUAAAAGCCACCCAAAGAAAUUAUUAUGGAGUAGGUUUAUAUUUUAUGAAUCCAUGGUUACCAACUUCAAAUAGAGUCUCAGCCCUUGUAGUCACACUAGAUUUUUCUGGUAGUCCUUCCUGUUCCCUGCAAUGAGUAUUUCAAACCAAUAUUCUCAGGCUUUUUAUUACCCCACCAUUCUCUUCACUUUCUGCAGGUGACCUUAUUUCUUCAUAGGCAAAAGUAGAAGCUACCAGUUGGGAGCUUCCAUAAUACUUCACAGCCAGACUUGGUAACCCAUCUACAUAUGCAUCAUUUUCUCCUCUUUCCCUCCUGCCUAAACACAGCAAGCAUCCCUCUGGGGUCAGUGUCUUCCUGUGCUCUCAGUUCUUCUAGUCCUUCCUUAUUUGUAAAUCUCUGACAUUUGCCCAACUUUAAAUUCUUACCAGUGUUUUAAAAAUGCUAAAGGCUCCCCUGUUAGGAUAAACCACUCUGCCUCAUUUCCCCUCCAGCUGCCAUCCUAUUUUUUUUUCCACAGCUGAACUUCUCAAAAUAGCUGGAUACUUUGGCCCUCUCCAUUCCCAUUCCUCCUCCCAGUCUGUUUUGACUUCUACAACCUUUACAUUUGUAGAAGUUUGACUUCUACAAACAUCACGUUUCCUAUUGAAAUAGUUUGUACAGCAGUCACCCUAGUUCACCAGGUGAUUUUCAUAUCCCUGAAUCCAGUGGUUAAUUCCUAGUCAGCUUACUUCACUUCUCAGUAGCAUCUGAUGCCUUUGACUAUUUCCUCAUCAUAGACAGUCUUUCACUGUUGCCUGUGAUUCCACAUAGGGUUUUACUACUAAUACCCUUGAAGCUUCUUAGCCUCCUUCGCAUACUCACAUGCCUCCAUCCUUUAAAUCUCAAAGUUUCUCUGGGUCCUGUGUUUCUUGGUCUAAUUUUCCUAGGAUUGUUUUGUCCCUACUUUGAGCUUUAGUUACUGAUGACUCCCAGGUCUUUCCACUGAGCUACAUGACUGAUAUUCCACUUAUGUGUCUCAAAAACAUCUCCAACUCAACAUAUUUCUUCAUAAACUUUCCUCCUGUGCCUACCACUCAUGCAGUUAGAGAAGCUAGAAACCUCACUCAUCCCUUCAUUCAGUUGUCAAAUCCUAUCCGUUUACAUUUCUAAAUACCCUUUGGUUCUUUCUGCUUCUCUCCAUCUUCAUAGUUUUCCACCAGGAUUAUUGCAAUUGUUGCUUUACCCUAUAUCUACGUUUGUACCCCUCCAAUCUGUUCUCCAUUCACCUGCCAGAAAACAAACUGGUGCCUAAAACUUUGCACUAGAUUCCCAUUCUUACUAGGAUAAAAACUGACAUCCUACACAUAACCUAUAAGGUCCUGCAAAAUCUAUCCCUGCCUACCUCAGCUUUAUCUUAUCAGUGACUGUCAAAUACUGAACUAUAAGUACUGUUUGUUGGAUUGAAUUGGAUUGAGCCACACCUUACUCACUCCCUCUGUUCUCUAACCAAACUUGUCUUUCAGCUCCUCUAACUUGCCAUACACUAUGCCAUGUCGGGGCCUUUGUACCUGUUUCUUGGCUUGCUUGCUUUCCCCCUUACUUUACCUCAUUCUUGAGUACUUAUUUCAAAUACUAUUUCCUCAACUCUUCCCAGACUCCAGCUCCCAUAAUUUCCCAUAUUUUUGGCACUUCUAACAGUUGGUCAUUAUAUACCUAAUGAAGUCAGAGUCCGUGUCUGUAUUGUUCACUGUAUCCUUAUCACAGUGUUGUCUGGCAUAUAAUAUGUGCUUAAUAAAUAUCUGUUGAAUGAACAUUG